AUGAACGACACGUCAUUGCUCCAAUGGCUCGGUUUCUUUCGUGUCAAAGUAUCGCCGGCUCGCCGCAUGCCAGACUUCAAAAUGGUCUGCAAGUGUCGAGCAGUUCAAACCACUUGGAGCUUGCAGUCCAGUCGACAUCCGGAACGUCUCUACAAUUGCGACAAACUGAAGCUUGACAAGGACGAGACGUCGUCAAGCCGCAGCGUAUCUGCUCGCGAACUCAUCAAAUGGGCCAACGAGCGUGCAUCGGCUCAGUAUGCGAUGGACCCAGCGUCUCUUUUUCCCUCUUGUCCCCAUCUGCACAAAGUCGAUCGGAACACAAGACCAGGCCAUCUACCAACAAAAGCCCCUCAAGGUACAACAAACGCGCGAUACACGUCUCACUGUUGCUGA
Molecule: messenger RNA, 393 nt
Organism: Peronospora matthiolae
Lineage: Eukaryota; Oomycota; Peronosporomycetes; Peronosporales; Peronosporaceae
Source: the annotation of a GenBank genome assembly